Molecule: messenger RNA, 1826 nt
Organism: Drosophila rhopaloa
Lineage: Eukaryota; Metazoa; Arthropoda; Insecta; Diptera; Drosophilidae
Gene: 14-3-3zeta
Product: 14-3-3 protein zeta
Exons: 8
Coding region: 209-1084 (291 amino acids)
Biological process (GO): signal transduction
Cellular component (GO): cytoplasm
Source: RefSeq, a predicted model, not a curated record
GGUGAAUUAACUAAUUAAUAAGUGGUCGCUGGUAAUAAACCAAGUCGAAAAUCGAGUGUUGUGAGCCCGAGGAAUAGCCCUGUCUUCAAAAAUCGCUUGAAAAUCCAGGCGCAAAAGCCAUUGUAAGCAACUUUUGAGCGGCAUAUCGAACUGUGUGGCGUAUUUUAUUAGUUUUGUGAAGUAACCUAAAAAAAAAACAAACAACAAAAUGUCGACAGUCGAUAAGGAAGAGCUGGUCCAGAAGGCUAAACUGGCCGAGCAAUCCGAACGCUACGAUGACAUGGCCCAGGCCAUGAAAUCCGUCACAGAGACUGGCGUUGAGCUCUCAAAUGAGGAAAGAAAUCUGCUCUCCGUUGCCUACAAAAAUGUGGUCGGUGCCCGCAGGUCAUCGUGGCGUGUCAUCUCCUCCAUUGAGCAGAAAACCGAAGCAUCCGCUAGAAAACAGCAGCUCGCCCGUGAGUACAGAGAGCGUGUGGAGAAGGAGCUGAGGGAAAUCUGCUACGAAGUUUUGGGACUUCUGGACAAAUACCUUAUUCCAAAAGCCAGCAAUCCCGAGAGCAAGGUGUUCUACCUGAAGAUGAAGGGUGAUUACUACAGGUAUUUAGCCGAGGUUGCCACCGGAGAUGCACGCAACACCGUUGUCGAUGACUCGCAAACCGCUUACCAGGAUGCAUUUGACAUUAGCAAGGGUAAAAUGCAGCCAACACAUCCCAUCCGUUUGGGUCUGGCCCUUAACUUCUCUGUCUUCUACUAUGAGAUUUUGAACUCGCCAGACAAAGCUUGCCAAUUGGCUAAACAGGCGUUCGAUAUUGCAAAAACCAAAAUGCAGCCCACACAUCCAAUCAGAUUAGGUCUUGCACUCAACUUUUCCGUCUUCUAUUACGAAAUUAUCAAUUCACCAGCGAGGGCUUGUCACUUAGCUAAACAGGCGUUCGAUGAUGCGAUAGCCGAGCUGGACACACUCAACGAGGACUCCUACAAGGACUCGACACUCAUCAUGCAGCUGUUGAGGGACAACCUGACCCUUUGGACGUCCGACACCCAAGGCGACGGCGAUGAGCCACAGGAGGGCGGCGACAACUAACCAAACAACUAAGCAAAUGUUUCCUUUUUGACUAUGCAAAUAUUAUUCAGUAAUACAAACAAACAAAAAACAGAAACAACAAAGAGAAACAAAUAUUAUAAAACGCAAAACCAGCAAAGCAAAACAAUUUGAAAUGAAACGAUAAUCCAGGCGAGAGCAGCAGGCAGGCAGGAAGCGCAAACAUUUGAGACAUUUACAUACGAAUUGAGGGCAGGAUGCUUCAGUUCAUUUGGGGCCGAUGGGCCGGCAUUUGAGGUCGUUCCCUCAAUUGUCACGGUUAGUUUUUAGCCGGGCUCUGUGUUGCAACAGAGAUCCCCUAUAUACAUUAGUUAAAUGUAUGAACAACAGAUGCCGGCCGAUCUGUCUCAAAUGUAGCUCAACUGCAACUGCUUAAGAAAUACAGAAAAAUACAGCAUCACGGUAUGGGCCAAGCAAAUGCGUUGUAUUUCGGAGUUUGGUAGGAUUUUUCCGGUUUUUGAAUCAAAUUAAUCUAGCAGAUAAUUCAUAAUUGUGUGUCUUUUUUCCCCGAUCGAAACGGCCAAACUCUGGGUGCUCCGACUUUGUUCGCCCUAGCGAUGCCUCGUGUGGAUUUCCUCCUUACAAAACAAACAAAUAAAUAAUAUUCCUAACUGUAUACACAAGAAAUGAAAUGAGAUAAUCGGUUAUUAUACGUUUUUUGCAAGAGUCUAAAUUAAUUAUUUAAUUUUCGUAUGGCAACAGAAACAACUGCAAAAAAAACAAA